Marmota flaviventris (yellow-bellied marmot) is the source of this 5070-nucleotide messenger RNA. It is a transcript of the gene Arl5a, whose product is annotated as ARF like GTPase 5A. The record is from RefSeq and is a predicted model, not a curated record. Gene Ontology annotation, molecular function: GTPase activity; GTP binding. Lineage: Eukaryota; Metazoa; Chordata; Mammalia; Rodentia; Sciuridae.
GGCAGGGCGGCCUGGGUUUUGGCCUCCCCCCGGUUCCCUGGAAGCGGGCCGGUGGCCAGUGCGGGAACGGCAGCAGCAGCAGAGGCGGAGGCUUCAGUGCGUCUCUCUACCCUUUAGCCUGAGCCAAGGGAGGCCAGGCAGCCCGGGUGGCUGGAGGGGGUCCGCUGCCCGAGAAUGGGAAUUCUCUUCACCAGGAUAUGGAGACUGUUCAAUCACCAGGAGCACAAAGUUAUCAUUGUUGGAUUGGAUAAUGCAGGAAAAACUACCAUCCUUUACCAAUUUUCUAUGAAUGAAGUUGUACAUACAUCCCCUACAAUAGGAAGUAAUGUAGAAGAGAUAGUGAUUAAUAAUACACGUUUCCUAAUGUGGGAUAUUGGUGGCCAAGAAUCUCUUCGUUCUUCCUGGAAUACUUAUUAUACUAACACGGAGUUUGUAAUAGUAGUUGUGGACAGUACAGACAGAGAGAGGAUUUCUGUAACUAGAGAAGAACUCUACAAAAUGUUAGCACAUGAGGACCUAAGAAAAGCUGGAUUACUGAUUUUUGCUAAUAAACAAGACGUUAAAGAAUGCAUGAGUGUAGCAGAAAUCUCCCAGUUUUUGAAGCUAACUUCUAUUAAAGAUCAUCAGUGGCAUAUCCAGGCAUGCUGUGCUCUUACUGGCGAGGGGUAAGAAGUCUUCCUAUUAGAUUAUGCCAAGGACUUGAAUGGAUGAUGUCACGACUUAAGAUUAGAUGAUCUCUACUGACCUCUUCUCAUAGACUUUGUAUAAACAAAGUGCUGGACUUUACCUGAAAGCUGCAAAAAUUAAUGGUUUAGAUAUAUUUAUAAUAAACUGAUUUCAAUUUUUUUCUAUAAGAAGAAAAAUUAAGACCACUUAUUUGAAAACAAGAUGGGAGUCUCAUCUUCCAAUUUGCUUUCUCAUUAGUUCCUUUCAAAGUACUUUAUUAAAGCUGUGAUUGACAUUUUUCUCAAUGAAUCCUCUCAGGACAAUGUAUAGCCUGUGGUAAGUACAAAGGGAGAGGAAGAUGUUUUGAACUUCAAGAGCUUUAUUAUCAGUAUACCCUUCCCCAACUGAAUGUUGUUCUCUUUUUGUUCCACUAAGUCAAAAUACAAAUCAGCACAGAUACUGUUUCCAAUAUUUUAAAUGUCAUGUUAGUUAUGAAAAAAAAAAAGUAUUUUACUUAAGGUUGUGUGUGUAUUAUGUAUAUACCUCAAGUUCAAGUUAAUGGCUUUGAUUUGUGUUCUAAAGAAAAGCAAAUAACGCAAAAAUUAGUAAUAUCCUUAGUUAUUGCCCUAAUGAGAUAAGUACUGGCAUUGGUAUUAAGUGCCAUUUUAUACUUUUCCUGUUUGUUUUCUGUAUUGUACUAAUCAAACGUCCCCUCUCCCCCAAUCAUUGAGCUGCUCUUAAGAAAAAAAAAGAUACAGGAAAAAGCUUGACAUUGUAUACCCAUUUUUGUUGAUCAGUAACACACAUAGAAAUGUGUAAUCCAACUAAGUGAAAUAUCUGUCAAAUUUUUGGCUUACCCAGUUGACAGAAUUGCACAGUGGAGCAUUGAUCAGAUUAAUCCUUGUAUUGGUCUAAAUUAUUGAAUAGAUUAUUAAUCCACUUAUAAAUCAAUCAUAAAUUGUGAUUAAAACUAUCAAGUGAUUUCUUCUUAAUUAAAAUCUAUUGUGUGAAACAUGUCUACCCAAAGAGGUAACAUUCUAUAAAUAUUAUUAAACAAUUAGCUAGAGUCUUUUUAAGUAUAAAAUUAUAUAUGUCAAGCUGUUAAAAUGAGAGUACAAGUAAUGCAUAAAAAAAUUCUGAGCAACAUUUGAAAUUUUUUAAUUUGCAGAUUUCUUAUUUCUUAUUUUAGGAUUUGGAAUCCUUUUGAGGUUUUUUUGUUGUUCUUAAGUUUUCUUUGAUCUUUCACCUUGUAAAUGCAUUGUUUAACAAUUAAUAGUGGUAAAUUUUUAAUGCUGUUGGCUGGAAAACUGAUUGGUGUAUGAUAUAUUAUUCGUACUAAGAAAUAACUUGACCCAAAAUACCUUUUGUUUGCUUAGGUUUCUUUCUUUCUUUUUAAUGUCUGAAAAUUGAAGGUAUUUUUGUCAUAAUUGUAAACAGAAUUAUCCUGUAUUAAAAUAUAUACUCUAUUUGUGUAUCUUUUAUGCCCUGAAAAUUUGAAGGUUAAUCCAUACUGGCAUGUUUUAGAACAUUCAAAAAAAGAAAUUACUUUUAAUACCAACCUUUUAAAUUUCAUGAAGAUUUUGGUAGGAAUAAUAGUAUAUACUAUAAGCAUUGACAAAACUGAAAAUUUCUUUCUAUGAAAUAUAAAAUGCUCAGUAUCUAAAUCCAAGUUGGGUGUGGUAUAUCAGUGUUAACUUUGGAUGUUUUGUGUUUUAUAUUUAUGUGCAGUGUUCAAAAUGCAAAUAUAACAUUUAAUAUUUGUCAUGCUUUUACAAAAGUGAAUUCUAAAUUACUAAGCUUUGUCCAUAUGUACUCAUACUUUUGGAAUUACUUGUUGUAUAUUAAAAAUUCCCUUAAAAACCCAAUUCUAUUUUGCAGUUUCAUCAGAAACAAAUAUCCUUUAAUAGAGUCCCAAAAUCUACACUCUUUGUCCUUUUUAUUUUUUAAUGUGAGUAAUCAUGUACUUAUCCUUGGAUUGCUGUCCUGUCAAUACAAUACAGAUACAUUCAAUUGUCAUCAAAGUGUUGGAAAAGUAUUUUAAUUGGAUGUGUAAAGAAAGCAUGCACUGCAUUAUUAAGAGGUGGUUUAGUGUAAUUGACUACUGUCAUGAUAUCAUGAGAAUGCUUGGUAUCUUACAUGACAUUAAUAAAACAUGACUUUUUUAUUUUCUACCCUUCUAGACUGAGCAUCAGAAAUAAAACAGUACCUGUGUGCUUGUAUGUAAAACCAAAAUUGCAACUGUGAAAAAAGAUAUCAUUUCUUCUAUGAAAAUAUCAAAAUCAUUUUAACAGUAUUUUUCCAAAUAAGAUGGAGAGCCUCAUGAACAGUCAUUCUGGCAAUUUAUAUGUAGUUUAAGUGGAAAUAAGCAAAGAAUAAUUCUUUUGGGUUUUUAAUGUUAUUUGGGGUUGCUCAGCUUUGGAAAGAACGAAGAUUUGUAUCUCUAUACAUGUAGCAAGAUUUAAAUACCUGUUUUGAUACUAAUUUUGAGAGUCAUAACUUCUUUUGAUAUGUUGGUAGAAAUUAAAAAUGAGCAUAUGCUAAAGCAUUAAGAUAUACUUAAUUUUGUCAUAAUAGCAUUUAUAAAGUAUAUCUUUCACAUUAUAUUAAAGAUUCUUGUUUGAAAUUUUCAGUUUUCUUUAUCUUCCUAGCACAUCGUGGCCCUCACAAUGGGCAAAGAAUACAGUGAAGACAAGUGGGGUAGGGGCAGUGGGGAGUGGGCAUUCAUUUCCUUAUAUGAUAUUUUGCCUUAAGAGUAAAAAAGUGGUUUAGCACUGUUGGUUGGCAUAUUUAAUGCAGGUGGAGAAAGUGACUUUAGAAGUAUGACACAAAAUAGAGAACAGAAGAGUUUCUGGCCUUUUAAGAAGUGCCUGGUAGGUAGAUACAGAGUCACAGAAAAGUGCAGAGAGCUUGAGGAAAGGUGUGAAGUCCUUGAGAUGUUCUUUUUCUUUUGUCUUUAGGGUAUAGUAUUAAGAUGCCUAGAAAUGGGACUGUAUUGUCUCUCUCAUGGGCACUUUACAUUUCUUGCUGUCAGUACAGCAGCCACAUACAGUACAGUCAACCUCAAAAUCUGUUUAUAAAAGUAAUGUAAAUAGAAAAAUUAUAGACAACUUUCUAGUUUUCUGUGCAGGCAGUUUUGGGAAUGUACUGUAGUCUGCUCUGCUUUGUAUAUAGGGGAAAAGAGCACAUUGUAGAUUACCUGUGACUUUUUGUCAUCUUCUCUUAAUUGCCCAGGGUAUCCUGGCCUCAAUCUCAUUUUCAGGGUUUGGGUAGAGGUAAGAUUUUUCUCAUGACUCAACUUUGAUCCCUUCCACUUCUUGCUUCAGGAUUGACCUUUCCCAUAGCUCAAUUAUCCGUUGUUCUCCUGAAGGUACACUAAACUUUGUCUAUAACCAUUAUUUCCCAAACCACUAGUUCUAAAUAGCUCAUCUAGUUUCUAGCUAUCUACCCACCAUUGCCUUUGUUUGCUUGUUUGGAUUUUGUUCAUUAAAGGGCAUUUUAAGAGUUGUUGAGUCCAUCAGAAGACCAGAUUGCAAUGUAUACAGCAUAUACGUGCCAAUAGUAGAAUCCUGUAUAUUAUACUGUAUUUAACAUUUAAUGCUUCUUAAUUUUUCAUAUGCUGCAAAAGUAGAUUCAGAAAGAUAAGAGAAAUACUUAAACUCUGCCAGUUCCUUGAGCUACUAGUAAGGUCUGGAGGAUAUUAAGUUAUAUGUGCAUUAUUUUCCCACUACCAAGAAUGGUUAUGUUUUGGAGCAUACCAGUUCAAGUAAUUUAAGUUGGAAAAAGAUACCAAAUCUUUAUGUAGUGUUUAACUUAAAGAUAUCCUUAAACCAUUGCCCACAUUCCAUUUUUCCCCCUCAUGUUUACUUAAAGAACAAAGAUCAAUAUUAGAUUUCUAAAGGAAUUAGUAAUAAGAAACUUAGUUUUACAAAAUAAGCCUAUUGGGAUGGACUUUAAAAGACAUUAGAAUAAUCAACCAUUAUGUAUUGGCUGUGUAAAUGCAGGUAUAAAAAAGAAAAAGGCCUUUAAACUUUAAAGCUCCACUUACACAAAAGAAUGUAUUAAAGAUUAUUUUAAGAUCAUGAUAGUGGAGUCAAGGAAGGCAAGCUAGAAUAGAACACUUUGCUAAAAAGUGUCUGCUUCUCUUUAACCUUAAAAUGGUAUGAAAUUUUGAAGAAAUGUAAUAGGAUACAGUUGGGUUAAUUAUGCAAUAUUUCUUAUGGAUUUUGUAGCCUUUCCUCCUUUACAUGUUGUUCUGAAAGCUAAAGUUUAAAUCUUUAUGGUAUUGUAUGCUAGAUAAUGCCAUUCUUUGGUAGAAAAUUCCCAUAGUCUGUAUCCAAGAAGUGCCUAAAAUUGAUUUGUGUUGAUUUUUAAAUCCAUCUAAUAAAUUAUGUGUUUUAUAUGGUA